UCCACCCACCAACGUCUCGGGGAAGGGAGUGAGUACCGAUUCCUUCUGCCAAUCCCCGCCGGCCACAGCUAGCUUUCCCGCCCGGCCUCUUUCCGUCACCAAUCUAGGUGGCCCCCUUCCCGGACAGUCGGCCAAUCAGGAGCGCGGUGGCAUCCUGCCCUAGCUGUCGUUCGCUAAAGCAGAUAGCGGUCAGAAUCUGGGGAAGUCAACCGCGCCGCCUAUCUCUGGCAGCCUGCGGUGGUUUAAAGGAGGUGGCGGGAAGCUGGUGUUUGGUCGAAUUCAUCACUCUCAUAGUCGCUUGGGUUGUUCACAAUCAAAAUUAACAAAGCAAAAACAAAACAAAACAAAACCCCACCAAGAUGUCUGUUGAUCCAAUGGCCUAUGAGGCCCAGUUCUUUGGCUUCACACCGCAGACUUGCAUGCUUAGGAUUUACAUUGCCUUUCAAGACUACCUGUUUGAGGUGAUGCAGGCUGUUGAACAGGUUGUUCUAAAGAAGCUGGAUGGCAUCCCAGACUGUGCGAUUAGUGCAGUCCAGAUUCGCAAGUGCACAGAAGAGUUUCUUUGCUUCAUGAAAGGACGUUUUGAUAACCUUUUUGGCAAAAUGGAGCAGCUCUUCUUACAGUUGAUUUUGCGGAUUCCCCCAAAUGUCUUGCUUCCAGAAGAUAAAUCUCAGGAGACACAUUCUUACAGUGAGGAAGAAUUCCACCUUCUCCAAAAAGAAAUUGAACAGUUACAGGAGAAGUAUAAGACUGAAUUGUGCACUAAGCAGGCCCUUCUUGCAGAAUUAGAAGAGCAAAAAAACGUUCAGGCCAAACUCAAACAGACAUUGUCUUUGUUUGAUGAACUUGAAAACGUUGGCAGAGACCAUGGGGCUAGUGAUUUUAGGGAGGGCUUGGUGUUCCUGAUCCAGAACUCCAGAAAACUCCACAGUAUCAGAGAGAAUGUGGAAAAGGAAAGCAAACGAUUGAAAAUAUCUUGAUUUCUCAAUAGAAAAAGGAGUUUCUCAGAAGGUGGACUGGUACGGGAUUUAUAUCGAUGAUAUCCUUAAUCCUAGUGAACACUAUAUUUUUGGGAGGGUUUGUUUGUUCACACUUUCUUAUAUUCCACAUCCUCCUCUUUUUUAGUCCACUCUCCUGAAGCAUCUGUGCUUUAUAUUGAACUAAUCUUUGAAGCAUCUGUGCUUAGAGGUCUGUAAUGGGUGGGAAUGGAUUCUUGGUUCAUUAAGAACUCAUUUGGGGGCAUGACUGAAGAAGUAAAGCUUUCCUUGGCCAUUCAAAGAUAUUUGUAAAAGUUGUACCUUGGUCGUGAGUCCUUUGUAACCUUGACCUUUUUGUCUUACUCUUUGGAUAAAAUGAAAUGACACAAAGGUUAAGUGGGUGUCUUCUUUAUUAACCAGUCACCACACUGCGGGACAGCCAACACAGACUGCUUGUUCUUGCCCAGUAACUUUUUUCUCACAUGAGGAAGUUAAUGACUAGCUGAAAGAAGCAAGUAGCAGAAAAAACAACCAUGACCUUUAGAAAGAAGAAAGAAGUUGUUUGUUUCUAAGAUAAAUCCUUGAUGAUGUUAAAGAGUUUAAUGUCUUGGAGCCCAGCAAUGGAAGACAUUGGACAAAAAGGAAGCAUCUCACUGGCAUAGAAAAGGAAGCCUGGAACAUACUGAAUUGCAAAGAUUAUAUUAACUGACUAUUAGGAAUAUAUACCAUUUUUUUGGUCAUACUUCAGUUAGUUUUGGAAUCUGCCUUGAACCUAAUAUUUAAUUAACUUAUUUAUUCACACUCAUAGAAACUCUCAGUGAUAAAUUUUAGCUGUAUCUUGUACUUAAAUUCAAUGGAACCUAAUAUUUCCUUUUGUAACUAAUCCAUGUAAAAUGUUAGAUCAGCCAUGGAAAGGGGAGAAAUGGCAAUAACUGCUCUCAAGUUAUUACUUGCCUUCCAUGUCUUCCUAAAGAACAGAAUUUGAAGUUUCUCCUUUAUAUAGAAGUGUAAUUUAGGGUAUUCAUAUUUGCAAUUAAAUAUUCAUCAGUAUAAGAAGCCUGUGUUUACCUGGAAUACAAUCCUGUACAUUAAAUAUGUCUAUUUUAAAAGCUUUGA
Molecule: messenger RNA, 2093 nt
Organism: Dama dama (fallow deer)
Lineage: Eukaryota; Metazoa; Chordata; Mammalia; Artiodactyla; Cervidae
Gene: MIS12
Product: MIS12 kinetochore complex component
Exons: 2
Coding region: 360-980 (206 amino acids)
Biological process (GO): mitotic sister chromatid segregation; mitotic cell cycle; protein localization to kinetochore
Cellular component (GO): nucleus; chromosome, centromeric region
Source: RefSeq, a predicted model, not a curated record